AUGGCGGAGGAGGAGAGGCGGCGGCGGCGGUUCGCGAAUCUGCGCAGCGUCCGGUGGCGGGUCGAUCUCGGCAUCCUGCCGGCGUCGCCCGGGGCCUCCGUUGACGAGCUCCGCCGCGCCGCCGCGGAUUCGCGGAGGAGAUAUGUUAGUUUGAGGCGCCGCCUUAUGGUAGACCCACAUCUUCCAAAGGAGGAGGACAGAUCAUCCAACCUUGUUGUUGACAACCCGCUCUCUCAGAACCCAGAUAGCAGCUGGGGCCGUUUCUUCAGAGGGGCUGAGUUGGAGAAGACAGUUGACCAAGACUUGUCUCGAUUAUACCCAGAAGAUGGUAGUUACUUUCAAACACCUAAUUGCCAGGCCAUGCUGAGGAGAAUACUGUUGAUGUGGUGCCUUCAGCACCCGGAGUGUGGAUAUCGCCAAGGAAUGCACGAACUACUAGCUCCUCUAGUGUAUGUUCUUCAAGUUGACAUUGAUAAACUGUCUCAAGUGAGGAAGCUCCAUGAGGAUUGCUUCAAUGAUGAUUUUGAUGGAGUGCCUUUCCCAGAUACAGAUAUGGUUUUUAGUUAUAAACCUAGAAAGGACUCAAAAUGGCAUUCUGGAGCUGACAAUGGUGAUGAUUCUGAAAGCGCUUCCAGAGUUAACACACUUGAUGAGCUUGACCUGGAUACGAAAGAAAUAAUUUCACUUAGUGAUGCAUAUGGAGCUGAGGGUGAACUAGGCAUUGUAUUGUCUGAAAGGUUCAUGGAACAUGAUGCCUAUUCAAUGUUUGAUGGUUUGAUGGAUGGAGGUAGUGGAGUGGUCCGCAUGGCAGAGUUUUUCUCUACAUCCAAGGUUGGAUCUAGCUCAAGUCUAGCGCCUGUCAUUGAAGCCUCAUCAUCUUUAUUUCAUUUGCUAUCCAUUAUUGAGCCAUCUCUUCAUAGCCAUUUCAUUGAGCUGGAUGUAGAACCACAGUAUUUCGCUCUUCGUUGGCUGCGGGUCUUGUUUGGACGGGAGUUCUGCCUCAACGAUCUUUUAGUCGUAUGGGAUGAAGUUUUUGCUUGCUCCAAUGACAUGCUACUUGGAGAAAAUGAAGAAUACAGCUUUAAGAUAUUGUGCUCGUCUAGAGGGGCAUUCAUCGCAGCCAUGGCAGUCUCUAUGAUUCUUCACCUUAGAUCAUCUCUGCUGGCCACUGAAAUCAAUACGUCGUGUCUUCAGAGAUUAUUGAACUUUCCAAACAAUGUUGAUGUGCAUAAAUUAAUUGAGAAAGCUAAAUCUCUGCAGUCUAUCGCUGUUGAUGCGAACGUAUCAUCCGCACCUCUCUUAUCAAAGAAGGAUAGCUGUGAUUAUGAUAGGGUUUACAGUAAUCUUGCUACUUCAACUCCUCCAAGGACUCCGUUGCAUCCAUUACCUGAGAGCUACUGGGAAAAGCAGUGGAGAAAUCUGCACAAUGACGGAACUGCUCCCAAAGAGAGUGAUAAGGGUCUUUCUUAUAAGAGAUCACUAAAGCAAUCUUUAAGCGAGAGGCUUGGUUUAUCUAGGACACAGUCAGAUCCUUCUCCAGUUAAGGUAGUCAGUGUGAAGAGCGACACCAAGAAUUCAGUGAGACGGUGUCUUUUGAACUCUUAUUCAGAUAAAGUAGUACAGUCCAGUGAAGUUGCUGGAAAGUUUCAGCAAGAUGAAUUCCCUAUCGUAUCGAUUUACAAGGAGCCUCUUAUGAAUUCUGAAAGGUCCUCACAACUAAAGUUAAAGGCAGCUAGUGAGAAUUUAACAGUAAACCCACCAAGUGUGACAAAGUUCAAUCCACUUAUAGAUUCACCAGUGAAGCCUGCUGAAGAGAGUUCAACGAAAAGGACAGAAGCUUGUUCUAGUGGUGAGAAUUCUCCGGUGUUUUAUGCCGCUUGUGCUGGCAAUGAACAUGAGAAUUGUCACGAUAAUGAUUCUGAGAGAAGUAGCAUCACAUCAAAUUCAUGUGCCGGCGAUGAUGAUAGGGAUGAAGUUCUAGCAGAUGAGUCGUCCAGCUGUAAUUGUGAGGAUAAAAAUGUCUCAGAAGCAACAGAGUCUGCAACAAAUGUAGAUCCAGUUGGACCCUCUGAGAGAACUACGGUAUCUAAUGAAAGAAAGCCAUUUAUUAACAAGCUACAGUGGUUCUUAAGGUUUGGCAGACCUUCAGCCGAAGGCAAUGUGGAGAAGGGCAGUGCCGAGGCAUCAAAUGAUAAACAUGAUGCAGUUCUUCCCUGCUCUUCAGCUGCUGAUGUGAGUUCGGAUAACUCCCGCAGCGGCAUAAAUUUGGCUUCUGGUGAUAAUAAGAAGGUGAUGGGCACACUGAAGAAUAUUGGACAGAACAUGCUUGAAAAUAUCCAGGUGAUCGAAUCAGCGUUCCAGCAAGACCACGCGCAGCCAAGCGCCAUGGAGAACUUCUCAAACAACAUCCUGGGAGGCAAAGGGCAGGUCACUGCGAUGGCUGCCCUGACAGAGCUUCGCAAGAUCAGCAACCUGCUCCGCGAGAUGUAA
Molecule: messenger RNA, 2490 nt
Organism: Miscanthus lutarioriparius
Lineage: Eukaryota; Viridiplantae; Streptophyta; Magnoliopsida; Poales; Poaceae
Source: the annotation of a GenBank genome assembly